AUGCCGGACGUGGAGCGCGAGAAGUGGUCGAACAAGAUCGAGUUCAUCCUCUCUUCCGUCGGCCUCUCCGUCGGCCUGGGCAACGUCUGGCGCUUUCCGUACGUGGCCUUCGAGAACGGCGGAGGGGCGUUCAUGGUGCCGUAUAUUGUGCUCAUGCUCGUCUUGGGUCGCCCCAUGUACUACUUGGAGCUCGUCCUGGGCCAAUUCGCCAGCAACGCACAGGCCAGGGCCUUCGGCGGAUUCCCUCUCGCCAAGGGCGUGGGCUGGGCCAUGGUGUACGCGUGCGCGUUCAUCAGCCUGUACUACAACGUGAUCCUGGGCUACGCGCUGCUCUACCUCGCCUAUUCCUUCCACGGGACGCUGCCCUGGACCAGCUGCGACUACUCCGAUUGGGCCGACAGCAACUGUUACAACCCUAGGCCGGGUGUCGUGCCGUGCCGGACGGUCGAGCCGCGUCUUCUGCGGCUGUACGCGGGGAAGAACUACACGGGGCCCGACGCGCACGCCAUCCUUCAAGGCUCCGACGUGGUGCUCGUGCCGCGGCAGGCGUACGAACUCCUCGCCAACUCCUGCACCCUGGCCACCCAGACGGCGCCCGAGCAGUUCUUCUAUCGCCAUGUGCUUGGACUGAGCAGCGGCAUCGAGGAGCUGGGCUCGCUACAGCCUCGGCUGGCCGGCGCUCUGGUCGUGUCGUGGUUGUGCGUGUACCUCUGCGUCUUCAAGGGAAUCAAGACGUCGGGAAAGGUGGUCUACGUGACGUCAGUGGCUCCGUUUCUCAUCCUGGGCAUGUUGUUUGUGCGCGGCAUCACUCUUCCGGGCGCUGCGGACGGAAUCCGGUUCUACCUGGUGCCCGACUGGUCCACCAUCAUGCGCGCAAAGGUGUGGAAGAACGCCGCCGAGCAGAUCUUCUACUCGCUAAGCCUCGCCGAGGGUAUGAUCAUCUGCUUCGGCGGAUUCAACGAAUUCAGGAACCGGCUUCACAAGGACGUGCUCGUUGUGGCGGCGGCCGACUUCGUGGUGAGCCUGAUGGGCGGCAUGGUGGUCUUCUCGGUGCUCGGGAACAUGGCGCACAACAUGGACGUGCCCGUCAGCGACGUCGUCUCUGCCGUUCUCGUCGGUGGAGUGCCUGCUGACGCCUUUCAAGGACGAGUUCCCGGCCCUGCGCUCGUACGGCCCGCUACUGUCGUUCGUCGUGUGCGCGCUGAUGUGCGUGUUCGGCAUGCCCAUGGCCAGUCGAGGGGGCCUCUACAUCCUGACCGUGAUGGACACCUACCUGGGAGGAUACCUGCUGCCAUGGAUCGGCCUCGCCGAGCUCCUCGUCGUCCUGCUCGGAUACGACGGCGAAGAAGAGAACGAAGAAGACUUGCGAAAAUGGCCGCAUAUCAACCAUCUUCCACGGCGCAACUCCGAGGAGAGUCAACGACGACAGAGCCGGAGGUGACACGUACUCCAGAGCUCGGCAACAAGGAUAGGCCCCCGGCGCAUGGUUCGUCCUCGAAGCUGGCCGGCGCACCAGACGUGCUCGAGGACGGUCGAGCUCUGUACCUGGGCACCCGCCGCCAGCAGGUGACGUCGGCCAUCUUCUUCCUGCUGCUCGUGGUCUCCUGGCUGGCCGUCGUCCUGACGCAUGCCACGGGGAAGCACUCUGGCGACGUCGCGGUCCGGCCGCCGCCGAGUCACAUGAGCGACUACCCUCUCCCUCCUGAUGGCGCGGACCGACUCUUCUCAGCGGCUGCUAACGAGACCAAAGGCAACGCGAGCGCGACGCCAACUGCGCAUCGCUCUAUAAGCGGGGCAACAAAGCAAACCAAGUCGACGGCUCGGCCGAGAAGAUCGUCCGCCACGACCUCUGCUUGGAGUCGCUUACAACUGUGGCGGCAGUCCUUACGGAACAGAACGGCAUCGGCUUCGUACUCCGGCCAAGAAAUGGAGAGUUCGUCCGAGCUCAAGAAGAACCUGUGGUGUGGCUACAACGGCAGCGACUCCCGGUUCAGGCCGCACCAUUUGCCCCUGCACUUGUGCUCUGCAGUGGUGCUCUGCUGCCUGCCCCUGACGGCGCCGGCCGGGGAACCGUCGGCCCCCAACCUCCGCUUUGCCGACUUCCUGAAAAUACAGGACACCAACAGGACCACGAGACCGAGUCUACUGGUGGCCCUGGGUGGUCCCCAACAGGAUGCCGGGGUGCUGCGCUCGCUAGCGCAGCGUGACCACGGCAACGCCUCCAAGAGGCUCGCCGUCCACGUGCUCCAUUUCGUCGAGUUCAACCGGCUCGACGGCGUGCUCCUCUACACGCUGCACUGUGGACCGGAUGAGGUAGCCAUCUACCGGGCGCUGUACGAGCGCCUGGACUACCACGGCUACACCGCCGCCGUGACGUGUCCGGAUGGCGAAGGCGGACCGCGGAUGUUCGCAGAAGCUAAGCUGGGUCCCGUCGUGCUGAUACCGGCUUCGGCGAACUCCAGCAGGACCCAGUGUCCGCGGGGCCUCGCCCGACGCGUGCUGGAUGAUGGCGACAGCGCGGCCGACGUGAUGCUGGGCGUCCGGCUCUCGGGCGUCCGAUACACGUUUCCUGAAGGCGGCGAAGCGAUUGGCCGGGAAGGAGCCGCCGCGUCGCUCGUCAGUAGCGCGGCCUACAGGGACGUCUGCCUCGCCAUCAGGGACCACGGCUGGUCGGGCUACGGCAGCCCGACGGGCGAGUGCGUGGUGGCGCAUCGAAACCGCACCUGGAUGGCUGCGCUGACGCCCUGGGCGCUGGGCGUCCGCCGCGUGGUGGGACGCUUCGCCAAGACCGGGGUCGUCGUGCUCGACGUGGACGCCGACGACGCGAGCAGCGCGUGCGGGGCGCGGUCCUUCCCGCUCACCGACGCACUUCACAGGCUUCUCUAGCCAGCCCGACUUCCUCGGUCGUUUCAUCUUCGUUUACCGCUACGUUCAUCGUCCUCGAAGCUCCACGGGAGUGCAGACAACAAGAUUUCACUGUUUAUCAGACAGUAUAGCAGUAGUAUCAGUCCAGAUUAAACAAGUAGAAAUAAAAAGAAUAACUGGUCGGUAUCAUCAUUCAUUCAUUUUAUGCGUUUUCCAAGGGCACCAUAAGUGCCACCAUACGUACAGUUGGUCACAUAAGCUUACGGCACACAAAACUUGCGAGAAAGCUCGAAAAAGCUGCGCGCUAAUAUACUGGACUUUAAUGCGGACGUUUAUUGCGAUAGCAAUUAUAUGGACACGCCAGGCGCAUUUCUGCCGUCCGUCGCCGUGAUGUUCCAUAUAAAUGUUCCGUGAGGUUCCUCACUACAGCGUUCCGACAGCGAGAUUCCGCGGGCAUCGAGUGAGAUAUGUGCUCAUGUUUGUUAGUACGCGCGUGGCACCAUGAUUGUUAAUUUAGCUGUAAGCCUAUGUUUACACUGCCGAUAAAACUGCUAUCCUUGUUUCGUAUAGCUGUCUACUAAUUUGCUAUCGCAAUCGAUGCAUCGCCUUUCGGGAGAAAUUGCGACUUUUUUUUCACCUUUCCCGUGAGGCGUGUAGCCGUCAAGCUGAUGCGCUCAUUAGACGUCAAACACAUUGGUGCGGCUAUUUUGAUGCAUUAGAAGAGCGUUGGUCAUUGUAGCUGGGUAAAGCCUGACGUUGAUUAGCCGAUGCUCUGCUUGAAUCUUUAGUCGCCUCAACGACAACUUUG
Messenger RNA from Dermacentor silvarum, 3673 nucleotides. RefSeq lists its product as uncharacterized. Gene Ontology annotation, biological process: sodium ion transmembrane transport. The transcript is spliced from 16 exons. The coding region runs from base 1 to 2886 and encodes 961 amino acids. Gene Ontology annotation, molecular function: glycine transmembrane transporter activity. Gene Ontology annotation, cellular component: membrane. The record is from RefSeq and is a predicted model, not a curated record. Lineage: Eukaryota; Metazoa; Arthropoda; Arachnida; Ixodida; Ixodidae.